AUCCCACAAUGCACCGCUGCGCAGCUGCAGAUGGAAUGUAGCUCGCUAGCCUCUCAUGCUAGCCGCAGCAUCGCAGUAAAGUUUGACAAACACAUCACGAGCGGCUCGAACCCGCCGCCAGCGCUGCACUGACGACACAUGCGCCAGGUGACGGCAACGGUGAACGCAAGUGCUGAUAGGAAUCCUUAUGUUGGUCCUGUCUCUUCCUGUAGCUUCAGCUCAACUGCUUAGCAUUCAGCGAUGAACAUUGAUGACAAGCUGGAGGGGAUGCUUAUGAAAUGUAGCCCUGUGGGGCUUCACCACUCAUCCAGAGGUCUGGGACCCUCGAGGGUGGACGGAAGAGGAAGAAGAGGCAGUUUGGAUAUGACACUUGGGGAACGGAGCUUGGCUAAUCAUCCUCUUUUGGCAGAGGAUGAUGAAGAUGAUGAAGAUGAUGAUGAAGACCUGGCAGGUGGAGGCCUGACCUCACAUGAUCUGAUAUCCCAGGAUGACCUGAUGGUUCACGAGGAGACGGUGAAAAAUGAUGGACAGGAUGAAGCAGCUUUCUCACAGCGAAUCUCCCAUAAACUACACUAUACACUCAAUAUGCCAGUAAAUAUAAAGCAGGAGAUGAAAGUGCCAGACUCAUUGAUUCUCAAUAAAAAGGAGAAGAAACCGGGGUGGGACCCAUCUGACUGUCACAAAAAGAAGAAGAGAAAGCAGCGCUCGCCUGCAAAGAUUCUCACUAUUAAUGAAGACGGCUCCCUUGGGCAUCAGAACCCAAAAUCUCAUGUCUGUGAGCACUGCAAUGCUGCUUUUCGGACAAACUACCAUUUACAAAGACAUGUCUUCAUUCACACAGGCGAAAAGCCUUUUCAGUGCAAUCAGUGUGACAUGCGCUUUAUUCAGAAGUACCUGCUUCAGAGACAUGAGAAGAUCCACACAGGAGAAAAACCUUUUCGCUGUGAUGAGUGUGGAAUGAAAUUUAUUCAGAAAUACCACAUGGAGAGACAUAAGAGGACACACAGCGGGGAAAAGCCUUACCAGUGUGACUAUUGCCAUCAAUUUUUUUCCAGAACUGACAGAGUACUAAAGCACAGACGAAUGUGCCAUGAGAAUAAGGACAGGAAGGUGCAGAAAGCAGUUGCCAAAGAUGGUCCUCUUCGCACCUCAGAGUGCUUGGGCUUCUCUUUUCCUGCCAAGGAAUGCACACUUCCCAAGAAGAAACGUCAGAAGACCUCUGAUAAAAGUCGAGUUGCGCUUACAAGUCCAACUGUUGACAAAGUGGUUGAAGCUGGUAACGAGGAGAAGACGGAAGACCAGCUGGCCAAAAGCGAGUGUCUUCCUCUUUACAAUGUAGACACCAAGGUCAAGGACGAGUAUGUUGUGACAGAUUAUUCCGUUGAGCUCCCUGAUUCCCCACCUGGCAACAGGCAUCUCGCAGGGGAGGAGUCUAAUGACGAGAUCAUUAGUCCUCCAAAACUAGUGCUGAAGAAAAUUGCCGGCAGAAGAGGUUUGAAACGGCAAGCCCUAGAACAGCCCCAGAGCCUCUCACCCUUGUCCUCAUUUGAAGAGAGCAAAGUAACGAGAUACACGUUUGAAAUUGUGGACAACAAAGGUCUCUUGGAUGUCGAGACCAAUCCUGACAUGGAUUCGGUUGACGCCCUACAAGGAGGACAAACAAAACCAACUGGGAGCAGCACAAAUUAUGACGACGCCAUGCAGUUUCUCAAGAAGAAGCGAUACCUUCAGGCGGCCACGGCGAACACUGGUCGAGACUAUGCGCUUAACGUGAGCAGCAUCGUGUCGCAGCCUUCUGUCACUCAGGCAGCUGUAGCGAGCGUCAUCGAUGAGACCGUUCCCACCACGAUCCUCUCUGAGACUCAGACGCUGAACGUGGAGAUCAAGUCCAGUAAUGAGAAGAACGUCCUUCCAGACGAGGUCCUGCAGACGCUUCUCGAUCACUACUCUAAUAGUGAGAGCAGCCCCACCGAGACUUUGGGAACCAGCUCACAAGCACCCCCGGCCGAGAAGGCCAGCCUUCUACAGGAGUACUCCAAGUUUCUCCAGCAAGCACUGGAAAGGACCAGUCAGAACGACACCUACCUGAACAACCAGAGUCUUACGUUUGUAAAUGACAGUGCCAGUCUUGCUGGCCAGCCUUUGUUUUCCAUGGAGAAGCAGUUCACCUCCCCAUCCCGGUUCAGACCGAGCAUGAACUCGCCAUUGAGAUCCACUUUGGAGAAGCCUAAUUUUAGCCUUUUAGUAGAUUCCCAACACUCCUUCUCCUUUUCAGGUGACGAGACAAACCCUUCUUCAGUUUCGCCAACGGAGGACUUCCUCGACCAAGUGACCUCUCCCAAAAAAACAGAUGCGCAAAGCAUUAGUCAAACAUUUCAGAUUGCUACUUUUGACCAGAACUUUCGAUCUCAAUUCCCAAGCUCACGAUCUGGAAUAUCCUCACAGUUUAGCAUUGCCAGUGGACAAGUUAGCCUGAGAGGUCAUGGAGGAACAGACUUCCCAGAGUUCUCUCUUGUUAGUGAAACAAGAACUCAACUAACUUCAUCUCCAGAUGCUACAAGCAGCCAAACCUUUGGCUAAACAGGAGCUUUUAAUGAUUUAAAGCAUUUUAAAGGCACUUUAUAGUUCUGUCAGUGAAGGCAAUGUGAUCUCUGUGCAAAUACUUAUGAUUUUCCAUCUUUAAACAAUCACGCAUGUGCGAGAAUCAAAAGGAGCAGAGUGAUGCACGCAUUAGAUUUUAUUAUCGGACUAUGGGAUACUCUUUAUGUGUCAUUGCAUUAUUUGUGUAUUACACAUAGUGCUUGGGACAAACACACUAUGGCUUGCCAAAUUAGCUAGCCUGUGUGUUCUAAAAUUAAGAAUUCAAGCGUCUAAAGGCCAAUUCACACCGCACCGACAAACACCAACAGACUAGUCUGUCGGAGUUUGUUGGAUCAGUGUGUUGCCCCUGUCGGCAUUUGUUGGCGUUGGUCGCAGUUGGUUUUCACCCCACUGAACAUGUUUAAUCGGCGUUUGCUGAGUCGUGGAAUGUCUGAGCAGUGUGAUAUGAUUUUCCAACAAACGACAACAAACUCUGACGUAAUCUGACCUGGCCACGAACCGUUGCCAUGACAAUGAGGCAAGACUGCAAGUAGGUGCUGGGCGCGCUUAGGAAAAUAACU
Messenger RNA from Sinocyclocheilus anshuiensis, 3161 nucleotides. RefSeq names its product zinc finger protein 148-like. The record is from RefSeq and is a predicted model, not a curated record. Gene Ontology annotation, cellular component: nucleus. Gene Ontology annotation, biological process: regulation of transcription by RNA polymerase II. NCBI's taxonomy places the organism in Eukaryota, Metazoa, Chordata, Actinopteri, Cypriniformes, Cyprinidae. Gene Ontology annotation, molecular function: DNA-binding transcription factor activity, RNA polymerase II-specific.